Molecule: messenger RNA, 2029 nt
Organism: Triticum dicoccoides
Lineage: Eukaryota; Viridiplantae; Streptophyta; Magnoliopsida; Poales; Poaceae
Product: 50S ribosomal protein L27-like
Exons: 4
Coding region: 1378-1815 (145 amino acids)
Biological process (GO): translation
Cellular component (GO): ribosome
Molecular function (GO): structural constituent of ribosome
Source: RefSeq, a predicted model, not a curated record
UGUUUCUUAAGUCUUAAUCGAAGUACUAUGUCCUACUUGAUAGCUCUUGUAGUCUUAUCAUUCUGUCCUCAUGAUAUGAAAUCCAUACCUUGUUUUGAAAGUCUUAACCGAAGUACUAUAUCCUACUUGAUGGCUCUUGUAGUCUUAAUCAUAUAUAUACAUAUAUUAAUUACCGAACAAGUGGCCAGGGGAUAUUGUUUCUGAAACAGAGCCGUUGUUUCAGGAAGUUAUGACGGGGUCAGCAGACGCGGUUUGUUAGAUCUAAUGGCUGUUAGUGCUCGCAUCGAAUGGACCUCGGUGCGGCGGAUAAUUCUAAUACAUCCGCCGGCCGGCGCCUAGCGCCGCCCUUUAUGUUUCCGAAAAUUAAGAAAACUAUGGGAAAUGAUUAGCAUCACCCGACAGAUAACGACCUAUGCGUCGUCCGCCUCCGUGGCUGUUGGAUCUGAUUUUAAUCAAAUGGCUAGGAGCAACGUAUUACCCAGACUAGGUUCCACAACUGAGUCAUUGUUGUAAUUUCCCCCACCGCAACAACUGGUGUGUUGUGGGAUCUGGAUCUGGGUCUCCACGAGAGCAAUGAUCACCCAUGCUCCUCCCGAGCUUCCCGUCAAGGCGGCGCCUCCUCGCGCUGCUUCGACCGCCGCCGGCAACACGCCGACGAGUCGCCCGCCUCCAUCAUGAACGUCGACCGUCACGGUGCGACCGAACUCAAGCUGCAUCUGCCGUCCCGGGGAAGCAUCGGUGUCCGCGUCCACCGCUAGGAGCUACGUUCAUGUCCCGCCAUCCCGAGGGAGCAUCAACCUUUCUUUCGGUCGACGUGGUCGCUGCUUGCUGGUAGCUACAACGAAUUCCUGCAACAAGGUCUCUGUUGCAAGACCUCUGUUACAAAACAAAUUAAAUUCCAACGAGGCCUCUGUCGUCAAAAAUUAUUGCAACAAGACAUCUGUUGAAAAAAACUGUAACACGACAUCUGUUGUAAAAAUAAUCUGCAACUUGAACUAUGUUGCAAAAUUUUCUGCAACAUAAUCCAUGUUGCGGAAAUUUUCUGCAACACGACGUGUGUUGCAGUGAUAUAAAGUGACCCUCCAUCGCUCCAUCCGUCAGAUCGAACAGCUUGCGAGGCGGCGGAUCUUUCAAAAUGAUCCGCGAAAACUAUGACUAAAUGGGCUGCGCCAUGACCGGCCCACUUAGGUUUGCCCAGCAGCGUAGGAACGAGGUCUCGUCCUCGUCUCGCUCCACCAAGGCGACGAUCCAUUCCCUGACGCAUCUGUGCACAAGCGCGCCGCCGCUGCCGGGAGCUGCCUCCACCUCCAUCGCCCGUCGCCUCAGCUCUUCCCCCGUCCGCAAGCAAGUGACUACAGGUAAACUGUGGCAAGCAAGAUGGCCCUCUCAUCAGUUUUCAGGAGAGUAAACAUCAAAGAACUGAUCUCAAAUGUUCCAGUGUACACUAGCUCAACAGAGACAUCUGGAGGAAUGAGCUUGGUGUUUAGGCGUUGGGCCACAAAAAAGACUGCUGGGUCAACGAAAAAUGGCCGCGACUCUAACCCCAAGUAUCUGGGUGUUAAGAAAUUUGGUGGAGAGAAAGUGGAACCAGGAAACAUAAUCGUACGACAAAGAGGAACCCGCUUCCAUCCUGGGAACUAUGUUGGCAUGGGGAAGGAUCACACUAUCUUCUCUCUGAAGGAAGGCCAUGUGUGGUUCGAGCGGAAUAAACUGACUGGCAGGAAAUGGAUUCAUGUUGAACCUGUAGCUGGGCACACUCUCCACCCUGUUUACGCCAAUGGUUCAGCCACUGCAGCUGACAUGGAGCUACUGUAGUGUUGAUGUGUGCGUGGGUUGCAGUGACAAGUUGCUGAUAGCCUACUGGGCAUGGCUCUGCUGUUUUGCUCCGACAUGGAUACCUUCCAUAAAUGAACUUGUUCUAGUGAAAAUGUUUCUGGGCUAGGAUGAUUGCAGUAAGUAACUUCAGUGUGUUUCUGAUGUCAUUUUAAGUAUCCAUUCUGCAUGAGACAUUGAAGGUUCGCUUGUGUAA